This is a messenger RNA of Cadophora gregata, 2989 nucleotides long. RefSeq lists its product as uncharacterized. The coding region runs from base 839 to 2989 and encodes 716 amino acids. NCBI's taxonomy places the organism in Eukaryota, Fungi, Ascomycota, Leotiomycetes, Helotiales, Ploettnerulaceae. The transcript has a single exon. The record is from RefSeq and is a predicted model, not a curated record.
CCAUGAACGAAGCCAGAAGUUCAGGGCAGUGUCAAUAUUGAUGUCAGAUCAACCGAGAACUAGCACGGACCUAGGACCACGCUAGGUCGAACCUUUCCUUCACUCUGCUCCCUUUACUUUCCUACCGUGAACGCCAACUUUAAAUACGCGUCUCAAUCAACACCAUUCUCCCUUAAACCUCUCUCCAGCUGGUGGAACUCUAGGGGCCGCAACCUUGAGAGCGAACUCCAGGCUCUGUAAGAACUGAGUUCGUCGAUGUUACCUUUCUUGGACCAAGGUCUCGCAGCAGUCUGCUUGAACAAGACGCAGGAUGCGUCCACCAAUACUCCAGUCAAGAGUGAUAACGUUCAGUCUCACAAUGUUCAGACGCCACGGGCGAAAGAUACCAUGCGUCGCAGAAAUAACAAAAUGGUGAGCUGGGAUUGUUUUCUUUCUUCGGUUCACACUGACACUGUGCCAAAGCCGCUGAGAGCUGACAAUACCGUUUCUCCUUCUCCAUGUGGAAGCUCGUCUGCCAAUGAUGGAACAUCGGUAGGCGUAUCUGAUUUUCGCGAACUUCAAAAUGACUGCAAAGAUGAGUUUUGCCAGUACUCGUCGGUAUGUGUGGGCAAUUCCUUAUCCGCCAUGGCUUUACUAACAACAUUAGAUCUCUCCAAUCAGUCUUUCGAUUAGCGCACCUGUGCCAGGUACUGUCACUGCAAGCACCGCAUCCAGCAUCUCCGAGUUGAUUCUAGACGACGCGUGUCGCACCAAGAAAGAAAGAGCUAGUUCCGUUUCGAGCACAGAAAGCUUUACAACUUCCUACGAGCCCUCCGAGGUGACCACUGCCAAGUUGAAGAUGACUGCCAAGGAGCUGAGUCUCACUGAGCAGACAUUGAGACUUGCCCAAGAAAGCGUCGACCAACUCAAAAGCAAGCUUGAUGAAGUAUCGACAGCAAAGAGCAAGGAAGCGAAAGCACACUUGGAAGAAACAGCUAAUCUUCGAGCUGCUGCAAUCGAUGCGACAGCCGCUCACGAGAAGUUGACAGAUGAGCUUAAAAUGGAUAUCUUUCAGCUUCAUGCUAAUAUGAAAGAAGUUACAGAGCACUUCGCUAAGGAGGAAGCGGCGUUGGCGGACAAGAUUUCAGUGCUCGGGGCCCAGCUAGUUGAAUCAGAGUCAAGACAAGCAGAAGACGCGACGAAGUCCGAAGAGAAGAUUGCUGAUCUCCAAGCCCUGAUUGACAUUAUCCAGGCACGCUUCAGCGAAGAGAAAUCUUCACUGACGCAUAAAAUCGAGACCCUACAGAGUGAUGCGAAAGCAGCUAGUGCCGCAGCAUACAAAGAACGUGAGGCACUAUCAAACAAACUCUCGGCUAUUACGAUCGAGCUUGAGACAUCAGAUAAAGUCCGAGAUAGUCUGCUACAAAAUUCUUCUCAACUAGUGAAGAACAAUGACUUCUAUCUAGAGAAGCUGAAGGCACUUGAACAACAGUUGGCAAAAGCAGAGGGGGUCAGUUCAGUGACAUCAGUACAACUAUCUCAACUCGAGGAAAAGCAUGCAAUCAUAUCCAGAGAGAAUCAAGAUACCAAAUGUCGCCUUGAACAAGUUCUCCAAGAAUAUGAAUCUUCUAAGCAAGAAGUCGUUAUCCUAAAGCAAGGCUACAUCCAAAAGGCCAAGUCGGCGGAGAUGCAGGUAUUGCUGGACGAAAUUCAGGGACUCAAAAAUGCGCCUCAAUAUCAAAUCAAUGCCCCAGAAACAGCACUUCUUCACACAAAGAUUCUGGCAUUGCAGGAAGCCCGGGAGACCGAAAUUGCUGUGAUAUCUCAUCUCUUCGACGAGAAUUCUUUCUUGAGAUCCCAGGUAACUACAAUUCAGUCAUCUGGACAACAAGUGGCUACAGACUCUGGAAAUGCGACUGAACAGCAGGUGACAGAACUUUCGAGGAAGAUGGAUAUUGCUGUCCGGCAGAAUGGUGUCUUUGAGGCUCAACUGAAUGAGGUCAAGAAACUUGCGGAUUUCGCUCAGAAUCAGAUACUGCGCCUCGAACAGGAGAAGAAAGAGGAUCGAGAUGCGCGGAAGCUCGACGAAAUUUUCCACAAAGUUUGUAAUGAUUCGGAGAAGGAAGAGGAGAUUUUUGCGGAUUCCAAGCACGAUAUCAAAGAGCAGAAUAGACGUCUUCUUUCUGAAAACGACAACCUCAAGAUCUUGUUGAACAAAGAGCAGUCUGCCCACAACUGCUCUCAAGCUAGGCUCGAGUUGGCUGAAUCUACACUGCAUAGCCUCAAGGACGAACUGGAGACAGUAAGAUCGGAUCAUGAGUCUUGCCGCUCCAAGAUCCAGGAGCUCACUUCAGCUCAAAUUAACUCUCGACUUUUAGCGGCAAGAAACGACACUCAACUGGAAGAGAUCUCCAAACUCAAAGAUCAGCUAGAGACACGAGAGCCGCUUGUCCAGGCUGGUAUCCACGCUAGACGGAUCCGGUGGGAGUAUGCUAAGGGUCGCAUGGGUUUUGAUGGCAGGUGGUAUGAUGAUCGCGGGACGAAAAACAGAGCAGUCAUUAAAAGCGCGCAAAGAAUGAUCAGACGCCCCAACUUCGCCGCAGAUGCAGCACUGUUCUUCCUCGGAGUUCUGAGCAGCGACGAGGAUCGCAGGAUGUUUAAUCAGACUUACCACAAGAGGCUCUGUUCGGAUUUCCAUGCGACUGUUAAAUCGCAACAGCUGGCUGAGAUCGAGUCCAUGAGAACCACUCUGCGCGAUCGCUGCCGAAUCCGUGCAGGCUUCGAGAACGUCUUCGAGGACUCUGAUGAAUACAAACACCUUGCCAGUCUGUGCUAUAUGAAGUUCAAGAGCAUGAUGACAGACGCCGGACUGAAUGACAACUCUGACAAGAUGAAGCGAAAAGAAGUGAGGGAUCUAUUUGAUGCUGAUGAGCAGGUCCAGUCCGUUAUCGAAAGAAUGAGGGAGAUUUAUGAGCGAGCCAUGAGAGGCUUCAGCUAUCGUUGGCCUUGA